AUGGACACUGAGGAUGGACAAGUCUUCAUAAAGAACUUGGCGUACUUUGUACGGACUCAUGAGAAAGCACUCGCAAAUGCCCUCCAGCUUCAGCGUCAAGCGCCAAAGCAUGGCCAAGGCUCCGCACCCCCUCCGUCUUCACCGACGGGAGCGUCAAGUCUUCCGACGUCCUCGACCUCGAGCGUGUGGGCCGCGGCCCUGUCUCUCCCCUCUCUCACAUUCACCUCUCCCAGCAUCAAGCCUGUGAAGAUGACCCUCACUCCGCACCACCUCUUCUACCUCCUAUCACGUUUUGAAGAACUCGGCAUACCAGUAGGUCCGAUGAAUGUGCGCUUGGAAAAUAUACACACGGAUGCGUCUCCAACCAACUACGUGUCGUUUCUUAGCCAGGCGCAGCGGAACAAGCGAAGAGGGGCUUCAGACCGGGACUCGAUGCACUCAGUCUCUAGCAUUCGCAGCGUGAUGUCAGGCAUGUCGUCGCUGUGGUCGUCUCUUGGUUGGUCGUCCAACAGUGCAGCUAGGGCCGAAAGGCAGAAAGCAGCCAUCCAGGAAGACUUGACAUACCUCUUCUCUGCCUUCACCAAGAUACCCUGCCUGAGACUCGCUCCAGACCACAAAGCCCGCCUCAUCGCAGGCUACGAAGAGUUUCCGUUUGACAGUGCUGUGCCUCUGUUUGCGUUCAAGAACCUCACUGCUCUUGAGAUCUACGACGUAGACUUUCGCCAAUUCUACGGCUGGGACCGGCUGGCCGAGAACCUACGCAGCCUCACAGUCAAGCGCGCCGGCGUCGACGACCCUGCAGACCUCCUGAUUAAUAUCGUUUUGGAUGACAUUGACAAGCGGCGCAGGCGCUCCGCCAAAGCACCACCAUCCCCCACUGUCCCUUGGCCCGCUGGCAGCCCGGCCACGAAGAAUGCCCAGAUUGCCCGGUCGGAGUCCCCGCCAUCCUCUCCAGCAGCAGCGGACAAGUCUUCCUCGAGCCCAAAGGCCCUUACUCGUCACCGCCAGCGAAGCACAUCUCCCACGCGACCGCCAAGCUCGCGCCAUGGCACCACGCAUGUUUAUGGAAGGAGCUCUACCCCUAACAUUCGCAGGUCUUCUGGAAGCUCCGGGUCAAGCGUGCGGUCUACCACCCCGCGCGGCAGCUCCUCAAACCUUUUGUCGCUAGGAUGGUUCCCCGCGAAUAAAUGGAGAUUCCUCAGACAUCUGAGCCUGGCUGACAACGCUCUCACAAAUAUCUCAGCCACCAGCCUUGCUCCCCUAGCUAACACGCUGCAAUCCCUCGAUAUCUCUGCAAAUCUCUUCACUGAGAUUCCAGACAGUUUGGCGACCCUAACCUGCCUUCGAGCACUCAAUCUCUCCAAUUGCAUGAUUGAGAGCCUGCACUCUUUGGGUCGCAACCCCUUGCCCGCGAUCACAACGCUGAAUCUCCGCUCGAAUCGCCUCACGUCUCUAGCGGGCAUUGAGCGACUCCUUUCCAUGGAGAGGGUCGAUUUGAGGGACAACAAGCUGACAGACCCCAUGGAGAUUGCACGGCUCACCGGCGUGCCAGACAUGACCGAGAUUUACGUUCAUCGCAAUCCGUUUUGCAAAUCAUACAGCAACUAUCGGGUGACAAUAUUCAACCUAUUCCGCAAGACACCUGGCUAUUCGGAAGACAUCGUGAUCGAUUCUACUGGGCCAAAUCACAGCGAGCGGAAACAGCUCGUGGACCGAGCGCCUGAACUUCCCGGAGUCCCGGUAGUGAGACCACCUCCCGAAGAUGAGAAGCCUCCCCCCCCUGUCCCAUCCAAGGUUACACCCGCUGUUGAUGGUAAAUCUGCUCCCAUAGAAUCACUUCAACGGACCAGCUCUCACCAUCGUUCCAAGAGCGGACAUACCGGAUCUCAACGGCGAAAGAGAGGACCCAAACGAAGAAUCGUUGAACUCUCCCAGCAUGAAGCUGGACAGCAAUCAUACAACCCGCCGGUCACUCCGCUUCCAGCUCCUCCUGCCUACUCGCCCGAAACUCUCCGAUCCGUAGACCCCAUGCCUCUAACCGAUGCAGAGGUCGAAGGUGUUCCCCACUUCGAGGAACCUCCGAAGAAGAACGCAGCGGGGGAUCCUUCCAAGAAGCCCAUCUCUCAUGAGCCAAGCCCCACCCAACCACUACAGCUAGGGCAGCAGAAAUUACCAUUCAUUGAUACUGCACUGCCAUCACAAACUUCUCCGCAGCUUGCCACAAGUCCUCCUGACUUCGACGUCAGUAGUGAUCUGUAUAAGAAGAAGAUUGAGGCUCUGCGCCAUGAUUUCGGUAACACCUGGCUAAGUGCGUUAGGUGACGAGUCCUGGGACACUAAACCAGUCACUCCAUUCUCCGAGCGCGACUAUAGCUCUCCUUCCAUUAGACCUACGAUGCCCCGAACCCCUAGCCAAGGAAUCGUUUCGGGAGGCCGAACACUUGGAUGA
Lindgomyces ingoldianus is the source of this 2448-nucleotide messenger RNA. RefSeq lists its product as uncharacterized. Gene Ontology annotation, molecular function: protein kinase binding. Lineage: Eukaryota; Fungi; Ascomycota; Dothideomycetes; Pleosporales; Lindgomycetaceae. The record is from RefSeq and is a predicted model, not a curated record. The transcript is spliced from 2 exons. The coding region runs from base 1 to 2448 and encodes 815 amino acids. Gene Ontology annotation, cellular component: cytoplasm.